UAACGUGACACGCGACCGCCGAGUAGUGCUUUGUACGACCGGCGUUGGACCGCUCUAUGGUGUGUAACCUCUACCUAUAUUGUCUCAUUGCACGUUGCCCGCGUGUAUGUGUGUGUGUUAACGGAAAAUAACGCGUGCAACAUCGUUUUGGUUUUUCUUAAAAAAAAAAUGAACCGCUAAAGGAGUUUAUAUACUACCCAACAGCGUUGCCGAACAGAGAAAAUGGCCAAUUACGGCAGAACCGAACUGUUGUCGGACAUUGUAGUGUACUUGCAAACGGUAUUGGCCGGCGAAAAGCUGUCGGAAAAAGCCGAAGUCCAACGCAUUCGACUGCUGGCAAAACUUGUCAACAGAGAACAGUCGCCGACCCGGACUUCUUACAUGGAGAUGAACACCGGACGUUCCAAAAGUACGAUAAUCAAGUCGAACAGCUUCGCCUGUCUUCAUCAGCAAGCCGCGUACGAGGAAUUGUGUUCGGACGACCAACCGAUAUACAACAACGUGCCCUACGAGGAGUACGACAUGCUGGACAACUACGAGCCGUUUGGCCUGCCCGUCUGUGCGAACGGACACACCGGAAGGGGGUCGACAGGCGGCAGGCAGUUCGAGAAAAACGCCAAACGGUAUAGCGGCGAAUCGACCAACGGCGACGACUCUUCCCUGGGGUCGUCGCGGUGCACCCUCAGCAAGUCGGUCAGUCUGAGCAGCAGAUCUAACAGCGACUCUUCGGAGAGCUCCAAGAGCGACGUGAUCUUCGUGUCGGCCAACGCCGUCAAGUAUUCCGCCAGCAAGUACGGUCAGCUGAUGAAACGAGACAAGAUCCUGUUUGUCGACCACACGAAAAAAUUCUGGGCCGCCGUGCUGGCUUCCACCAUGUACGUGUACCACGGCGAAAAAGAGGUCAAACCCUGUCUGGUCAUCCAUCUGGAAGGGUACACGGCGAGGGACGCCAACGCCGGGGGACCGGGCUCCAACAAAAAGGACUGGGCCUUGGAACUGGUUUGCCCGGGAAAAAAGACUUAUCAAUUCAUAGCUCAAAGCCAAAAAGAUUUGCAGUCAUGGAUCGAAGCGAUCAACAGUUCUGGCACAACUACCAAUAAGUUGUCCACCCCCGCUGAUCCUUUGACUCAUCCGCCGUCGCCGAUAUGCUUCAAACACGAACAAGUACUGUUACCCAACCGGCAGCUUCCGGUUCCGCCUACGGAAAUCACCCCGGAACCCCAAGACUAUUGUUACGACAAACCCAAUCCUAUUGUCAGGCCCGUCCACGUGUACGCGAAUUCUGCAGGCACCGACGAGGUCGACAUGGAAUCCAUUUACCAGCUGAUCGACGAGUCCGAACAGAAUAAAGCCACCGACCCAACGCCCGAAGUCUCAAUUACUGUUAACGUUGAACCGUGUAACGUCGUUGACGACUCUUACUAUAAUAUUCCAAGCAAUAUACCGGUGCCCGUCGAACAAGAACAAAACAAUAACAUCUACGACGAAUAUUGUACCGAAAAAGAGAUGUGCUACGAUAUCGUGACCAUUUCGGGAGAGUGCGGCGUGCCUACCGAUCCGGUGUUGGGCGUUCAGCAGAUCAUCCAGAAAAUGGAGGAGAUUAACAGCAAAAACAGAACGUCUCCAGCGCUAAGGCGAAAAUCGCCUCCGAAGAACAACAGUUUGCUGAGAAACUCGACUUGUGCCAAUUCGUUUUACGAGCCUUCGACAAUCACAAACAACAUGACCACCACUGUAGUCGUCACACAAGCGUAUAGGAAAUCCCGUUGAAAUGAUUUGCGUACAACAAAAAUUGCCACAUUUUGACUUGCACCAACUAUGCGCUUGGGUAAUGACAACUACCACCACCGGUUCAUCUUGUUCAACGACUGAGUUAAGUAAAGUGGGCCGUUGCUUUACCAUAAGAAAACUACUGGCAGUGGCCGGCCGUUCAUCAUAAAUCAACCAGAAUCUGUGAUUUCUAUUGCAGUACCGGCCUCUGUUUUGUUGCUAUAUUAUUAUCCAAAAUGUACAAAAUACCGAUAAAAAAAAAAAAAAACCGAAAAACGAAAUGUUGAAAAAAUAAUAUUUGUAUAAAAAAAAAACUGCUCAAGUUAAUAUGCUUUUUUUUUUUUGUCUUUUUGUAAUUAUAAUUAUUAUUCGAUUAGACCUAUAUAUUAUAUUGUAAAAAUGUUAUAAUUAUUGUUUUGUUGUUUGUAAAAGUCGUGUUACGCUUUGAAAAUAUCGUUUUCUGUGUUUUCGAUUGAAUGUAAAUUUUUUUUUAUGUAUUGAAAUCUGUACAAUGUCAAACGCGCGUUUUCGUUUCUAGUCCAUAGAUUUUAAACAUUUUUUUUUUUUUUUGGGGGGUAUUUUUGUACAUUUUAAGUUUGCUCAUUUUUAUUCGUUUUAUUAUUAUUAUUAUUUAAACGCAACCUAUUGAUAACACAAUUUACAAAAACGUUUUCAUUGUUUCUCCAAGAUCUCAAAACCAAUCCGUUCCUCUGAAAAUCACACUCAUACGACGUAUUCCAUUCACUCAUCAAACAAAUAAUUAUUAUAUUCCAAAACAGCCGAUCGUUUAUUUUUAUAAUCCAAAGAAAACCUAUCAAGUACUAUUAUGUUGUUAUUAAUAUAUAGAGCUGUACAUCUCUAUAGCUGAACAGGCAAUACGACAUUUAGGUUAAUUAUUGAAAAAUUGACCAAUUGCAUUUAUCUUUUUUCACAUUAGCAGUGUUGAAUUUUCGUUCAGUAAGCAUUAAGUAACGUCCAAGUUAGAUUAAUUUUAUUGUUAUUAUUCCAUGAGCUCAUACAUGAAAAAUGUAACCGCCCCUUUUUUCUUUAUACAUGUAGCUGUGUAAGUUUGUUUAUUUUAUCCAAUAAAAUAUAAUCGUCCUUUUAAAAUUGUAUUUUUAACGAGUUACAGUAUAUAUACAA
Messenger RNA from Adelges cooleyi (spruce gall adelgid), 2913 nucleotides. RefSeq lists its product as uncharacterized. Gene Ontology annotation, cellular component: cytoplasm; plasma membrane. The coding region runs from base 223 to 1770 and encodes 515 amino acids. The record is from RefSeq and is a predicted model, not a curated record. NCBI's taxonomy places the organism in Eukaryota, Metazoa, Arthropoda, Insecta, Hemiptera, Adelgidae. The transcript has 6 exons.